AUGGACUCUACAUAUUUGCUGAGGAGAGAAGGUGCCAUCAUCAAACUGAACAUGGGGAGAGCGACUCGAUCUGGCGUUGGUACUAUGCCACUCUUUCGGACGUUUGCGACGCGCUUGUUUUUCUGCAGUGCACUUCCAGUCGCGGUGACGGACACCUACGAGUCUGCCGCUCACAGGCCCAACCUUGUCGCAUUGACCUCGGCGCAAGCCGCCAGAAUCGAGUUUGAUCAUUCUGCGAAAAAUGUCGCGGCCAAGGGCGUCUCUUUUCACUUCAAGGGCACGUCAUUCACUGCCAAGGCUAGAAAGCAAGUUGUGCUUUCGGCUGGUACUCUUCUGACCCCUCAGCUUCUCGAGCUCAGCGGUAUUGGCAACAGCGACGUCUUGAAGAAGCACCAGAUUACCCCAAAGGUCAAUCUUUCCGGGGUUGGGGAGGACUACCAAGACCAUAUUUUGGUCUCGACCACAUACGAAGUGAAGCAAGGCUUUGUCACCUAUGACAACCUUGGGUAUAACGAUACAUUUAGGGCAGCUACCGAAGCUCAAUACUCUGGCAAGAUUGCGCAUAUGCACAGGUCAUUGUGGGAGGACGUGAAGAAGGAGAAGCCUACUUUGCUUCAGAAGGAGCAUUCCGUAAAGCCGAAUACGACAUAUAUCUCGGUUAUCAUGUGCAUUCAGCAUCCAUUCUCUCGUGGAAACAUUUACCUAAAUACCUCAGACCCCCUAUUGCCUCCAGCUAUCGACCCUAACUACCUAUCCAAGCAAGUAGACCAGAGCAUCCUUGUCGAGUCGGUCAAGUUUGCCGAUAAGAUUGCCAAGGCCGAGCCAUUGGCUGCGAUGCUUGUUGCCCGACAGGACCCUAGUCCAGAUAUCAAGUCGGACGAAGACAUCACCAACUGGGUCAAGGGCAACAUCCACACUUUGCAUCACCCGAUUGGAACCGCGGCUACGAUGCACAAGUCGGUUGGAGGGGCGGUGGAUGAGAAGCUAAAGGUGUAUGAAACGAGUAAUCUGCGAGUGGUGGACGCAAGUGUGAUCCCGAUGCAUCUCGCCACUCAUAUGCAACGCACCAUGUACGGUAUUGCGGAAAAGGCAGCUCACAUAAUCAUAAGCGACUGGGGAUUCUAA
Molecule: messenger RNA, 1125 nt
Organism: Rhizoctonia solani
Lineage: Eukaryota; Fungi; Basidiomycota; Agaricomycetes; Cantharellales; Ceratobasidiaceae
Product: GMC oxidoreductase
Exons: 9
Coding region: 1-1125 (374 amino acids)
Molecular function (GO): flavin adenine dinucleotide binding; oxidoreductase activity, acting on CH-OH group of donors
Source: RefSeq, a predicted model, not a curated record